AUGGAGGGUUGUGAGGAUGAUGAUGAAAGCACACAGAAGGAUGAUGAUUCAGACGACUCUGACUCUGGGGAUUCUUCAGCGACCAUAACGAGCAACACGAGCCAGUCAGAAAACAGGAGUUUCAGCCUCAGUUUUCUUCUCACACUCCUGCUGCAUCACAGCCUUUCAAACUUGUGCUACUUCUCUGGUACUGACGUCGAAUCAGAUUAUGACAACGAUGAUUGGCAGCUGCCAGGCCGACGGUCUGCCUCAUUAAGCUCAGAUGUCUCUGCCUUUUCCUGCGUCUCUCUGCUUCCCUCUGAUGAGCUCGACAAGCUGGUAGAGGAAGUCAAGAACCUAGGGGAAGAAACAUUACAGGACUAUGAUGAUGUGCAGGUGGUGGUCCUGCACAAGGAGGUGGGAGUAGGACUUGGCUUCAGUCUGGCAGGGGGUGUAGACCAAAACAAACCUGUCACUGUACACAAGGUUUUUAACUCAGGCGUUGCAGCCCAGGAGGGUUCGAUUAGUGAGGGAGACCACGUUUUGUCCAUUAACGGCACUGCCUUUUCAAAAAGCACUCACGGGGAGGCUCUGAGGACCCUCAAAAAGGCCAAGAGUCGAGAGAUGGCAGUGGUGGUGGUGAGGAAAGGUGACCUCAGUCAGACAGAGACUCACUAUGAGACAGGCCAGCGUGUGUGCAUCCAGCUCGAGAAGAACAGCGGGGAUCUGGGUUUUAGCCUGAAGGGAGGUGAGGAUUCCCAUGUAGGGAACAAACCACUCACCGUCCAGAAGAUCUUCCAGGGUGGUCCUGUUGACAAGGUGUUCCCUGGUGAUGAGAUUUUAGAAAUCCAAGGCUUCAGCGUGGUGGGGAGGAGACGCCUGGAAGUGUGGAAUUUCAUCAAAACUCUCGCCUCCGGGCCUGUGGAGGUGGUGCUACGGCGGCCGCUUAAAGUUACUCAAUUAUGAGGACAGUUCUGAUGAUUCACCUUGUUCACAAUUUAAAGAAUGUGGACCAACCAGAAACUCAGAAGCUGUGCAAUUGACGGCUUUGGAUCCUGCCAUGGAAACUAACCUUUAAAAACAAAACCGUCUGGACUUUGAAUGUGUUGAACAAACAGUCUUCAUGACAGUAUGAGCAACGGAAGCCGAAAACCAGGUCAAAGGUGUACAUUUUUCUCGCUGUGUCUUAAUGUAAAUCUACCUCAAGGCCUGAGAUGUUCAGUGUAAUAAAUUGUAUAAAUGUGUUACACAUUUAUAAAACCAACCAACAUUUAAGAAGAAAAGAUUUUGUAAAUAUGUAAAAAUCUGACACUUUAAGUAUUUUACAGAACAUGUUUUAUUGUGAAUAACUGCUUU
Poecilia reticulata (guppy) is the source of this 1335-nucleotide messenger RNA. The record is from RefSeq and is a predicted model, not a curated record. NCBI's taxonomy places the organism in Eukaryota, Metazoa, Chordata, Actinopteri, Cyprinodontiformes, Poeciliidae.